AUGAUCUUAUCACCCCCGUGCUCUCUCGCCAAGUUUCGACUUUGACUUUACACACACUCUCUCUCUCUCUCUCUCUCUCUCGCUUUUUUUAAAGUGUUGGUUGUUCGAUCUGGUUCUCAGGCGCAGCUUUGGGGCUUGAGAAAACUUUGGGAUCUUUGUGUUUUCUUGUUCUGCUCUUAUCUGAACUCACUGGGUUAUCAGCGGUAGCUUGGAAUAGCGAAACGGUCGUGGGAUCCUUUUUUGGAGAAUUAUAGAACAGCAUGCGGUGGUCGCUGAGUCUUUCCGUUGACGUCUUCCGCAAAGUCAUCUCUCUGAACCUUUAUUGCCGUGUAAUUCUGUAGUUCCUUCCAACUAUUCAGAACCCCUCAAGUUUUGUCCUCCUCGUUUUGUAUAUCUCUCUCUAAAUUUUCCAUGGGAUCCAACUUCCUCAUCGUUGUUCCUUGUUAUGUCCGCCAGAUUAGCUGAACAUUACUGGACCUUGUUCGCGUAGUAGUUUCAUUUGAAACUUCUUUUCAUCACGGUAGACAUUCUAUUAGUUGUUAUAUUCUAUUUGUCCAUUUCAGUUCCCAUUCAAUUGUAUUGGGCAUCUGUUUCUUGGUGGUAAAGAUUCACUUUUCUGUUGAGUUGAUCUCUCCCUAGUUUUAAGUUACUGUGUUUUGAAGUCUUUGUCCUCUGGAAAAGUUGGGUUUUUUAAUUCCUCGCAGUGAAGUGUUGGAAAGUAGUUAUGGUGUGCCAAGCAGCGAGCCAAACAAGAUUUCGGGCAAUGAAACACGAAAAUGGGAUUGCAGGGAGUGCCACUAUAAUUGUUAGAGUCAUAGCUUGCUUUCAACCUCUCCAGGACUGCCAGGCUGAAUAUUUCCGUCAUUUGCUCAAACCUGUAACGUAGAAUAGUUUUGCAUUAUCGCGUUGAGUUAAGCUGGAGUUUUUAGUUAGUUUCCUAGUUCCUAAUAUAAAGAGAGAAUAAUCAGCUAUUUCAACUACACAAAAGCAUCUUUCUGGUGUAUUGGUUGGAUGGGAGGAGACGAUAGAAGGCUUCCCCACCAGCAGUUUAAUUGGCCAUCACCCAAUUUGAAUCCCCUGGGUGCUCCCCUUGACAUAGGGCAGCAAAAUCCCAUCUCUGCAGGUAUAUAUCCUGGCACUAACAUGACUCCAAUGAGUGGGACGUUGCCAGUUUAUGCAUCUUCUAAACUACCUCAUUCUUGGGUAGGCCAAGCAAAUGAACCUCAUGGUUGGUUUUAUUGUUUGCCUCGUUUCCGGCAAUCCUUCACCCCUGCCCUUAAGCAGUCAAUUGCUGAAGGAAAACUGCCUACUAACCCUUAUGAAAGCUGCAGGGAGUCCAUUUCACUCAAUGCAGGGUCUGGAUGUGUCCAGAAGAAGUUUGCUGCUGUUGAUAAAUUGAGGGACCAAACCACUUUGAUCUUUAGUUCUGGGAUUGGGACUCCCGUCCAAUGCCUUACUUCUUGGGGUCCAAAACCUUCUAAAUUAAAUGGGGAAGAUAUUGGAAUCAAUGGAGGUUUGAAUUAUUUCUCAGGACCAAUUCUAACAGAUGAAAUUAAUGAAAAUCUCGGAACCGAUGUUCAAAGCGAGAUGCAUGAAGAUACUGAAGAAAUUAAUGCCUUGCUUUACUCAGACGACACUAGUGAAUAUACUGAGGACGGUGAAGUUACUAGCACAGGUCAUUCACCUUGUACAAUGACAGCACAUGAUAAGAAAGAUUGGCUCGAAGGAAGUAUUGAAGAAGUUGCUAGUUCUGCUGGGCCAACUAGGAAGCGGAAACAGUUGGAUACUGUUUAUGAUGAUGCACCAUCACUGAUGGACACUGCAAGUUCAAUGAAUCGCAACAGACCCUUUGAAUGUGAAGAUGAUGCGGAAUCUAGUUGUGCCAAUGGCAACAAUGCAGGGUCAAGAGAAAUGUGUUCCUUAUCAGGCACCAAGAGGAUGAAGAAGGAGAGAAUUCGAGAGACUGUGAACAUUCUCCAAAGCAUAAUUCCCGGUGCCAGCGGCAAGGAUGCAAUUGUAGUCCUCGACGAAACUAUACAUUACUUAAAAUCUUUGAAGCACAGAGCCAUGGCUUUAGGACUCGAUGCUCUCUAAGUUGGAGGGUGUUUUCCUGUUAGUAUCUUUAGUAGUAAGUAGCAUUAUCGGUUCAUGUCUAUUUGAAGUUCUAAAUGUCUUGUCUGGGGUGUGAAUUUGCAUAGCAGGAGUUCAAAGCGAGGUAAAAUGUGAGACAGUUGACAGAAAAGCUCGAAUAGCCCUCAAGUUUAUCCAGUGGUUAAAAGUUGGAAAUCAGCAGAGCUUUGGCUUGCUAAAAGUUGGAUGAGGUGCGGUGUAUUAUGUCCCAAUAAAGGGUCGUGGAGUGUGGAUGAGAAGACUUCACUUCAUUCUGCAACAUGUUUCUUGGGCCCUCCAUUCUCCAUUUCCACGCAUCCUUGAUCCCAGAAAGCCAGCUUGCUUUUAUGUAUUUUAUUUAUGUACCAGCUCUGUGUGGGAUUGGACCUUUACCCUUUUAAUGCUUACUGCUACUGUAAUUUGGUUGUGGGAAAGACUGAUAUGUUUGGUUGGUGUUAUUUAUCAUGGAUUUAGUAUUAGUAGUAGUAGUUGCUGUGUGCUGGUUUGGUUGGUGGGAGAUGAUUUCUUCUAUCUUGGUUGGGAGUAAUUUAUAGUAUUGUUUGGUUUUAUUGUU
Juglans regia (Persian walnut) is the source of this 2683-nucleotide messenger RNA. RefSeq names its product transcription factor bHLH143-like. The coding region runs from base 1012 to 2094 and encodes 360 amino acids. The transcript is spliced from 4 exons. The record is from RefSeq and is a predicted model, not a curated record. NCBI's taxonomy places the organism in Eukaryota, Viridiplantae, Streptophyta, Magnoliopsida, Fagales, Juglandaceae. Gene Ontology annotation, molecular function: protein dimerization activity.